This is a messenger RNA of Ilex paraguariensis (yerba mate), 1030 nucleotides long. NCBI's taxonomy places the organism in Eukaryota, Viridiplantae, Streptophyta, Magnoliopsida, Aquifoliales, Aquifoliaceae. The record is from the annotation of a GenBank genome assembly.
AUGUCUGCUAAAUACAAUUUGGGUAGAUGCAGUAAAAUUUGGAGUGAAAUAGAGUUGUUGUGUUGGCUGCCCUCUUUAUGUCUUACUAUAAGUACUGCUAAUAGUACUUCUGAUAUAUUAGAACAUGGCCAUUCUCUACUAGAGCAUUGGCACCUGGAUGAAGCGGGUGCAAAUUUUGACACUUGUUCUUUUCUGCUCUGUAUCUGUGAUCUCUUGCACAAUGAUGUUGGAGAAUUUCUGUGGGAUGAGGCCAAUGGCUUGCUGGAUGAGAUGUUUACGAAUAGGGUAUCCAACAUUCAUCAGGUGAUUGGGCAGAUGAUCAAGGGAGAUUAUGAUGAUAUUUCUAAUUGGCAGAUGGUAGAGUACGUCUUGGACAAACUGAACUCUGAAGGUUGUGGUUUGGGGAUGAGGUGCUACAACACACUUUUAGAUGCACUUUGGUGGCUGGGCCAAAAGAAACAGGCUGCAGUAGUGCUCAUUGAAGCAACAAAGCGGGGGAUUUUUCCUGAACUAUUUUGUAUCAGUAAACUUGUUUGGCCUGUGGAUGUACACAGAAUGUGGCCUGGUGGUGCAUGCACAGCAACAUCAGUUUGGCUCAACAAUAUGCAGGAGAUGUUGAUAAAUGGGGAGGAUCUUCCUCAAAUGGCGACUGUUGUUGUAGUGCGGGGGCAGAUGGAGACGAGUUCAAUGACACGAGAUUUUCCUGUUGCCAAGGCUGCUUAUUCUUUUUUGAAGGAUAAUGUUUCAUCAUCCUUUUGUUUUCCUGGGUGGAACAAGGGACGGAUUGUCUGUCAACGGUCUCAGCUAAAGAAAAUUCUAUCUGGGACGGAAUCAUCUUCAGAUGGGUCCAAAAAAGAUCAUAUUUGUACUUUAAACAAUUCCCACAUUCCUCUUCCGGAAACUAGAACAUCCAUGGGUGAUGCCAAGAGAGGCCAAUAUGGCAAUGCUGAUACUGAAACAAGUAGAACAAGUACAGAACUUGCGACUAGCACUGUAGAGGCAAAAAAUUAUACCUCUGAGUGAAUUUGUG